UUACCUGAACCUUUAUAUUUUUACAGAUAAGCGAACCACACAUCUCCAAGAUGCGGAUCUUCGUUUACCUGACGGCUCUGCUGGGCCUGAGCUCGUCCCUGCCUCACGACACGACCUAUCCGGACACGGACGGAAGGUCGUUCGUGAACUUCAACAUCAGCCCGCCGCGGAAAUUCACCAACCAAGCUCUCUCCAAGGCUGAGGCAUGCCGAGACCCGUCCGGGUUCACGGGCUACUGCGUGGCCUCAGCCGCCUGUCGGGCCUUCAAUGGCACACAGGGCGCCCGCUGUCCCAAGAGGCCGGCAGGCACCGGCACCUGCUGUCUCGUGGACCGUUGUCCGGUGGCGCCACCUACGGUACCGUCUGGAGGAGCCGUCAUCACAGCACCCAUACCAGGCAGCGGCAGUGCGGUGGGGACCGAGAUCCAGUUCAUCUGUCAGCCGGGUCUGGUCUUUGAAGGCAUCCCAGAGGUGAUGGUGACCGCGACCUGUGACGUCAGAGGCACCUGGUCUCCGGCCGUCAUCCCAAACUGUGUUCCAGCGCCCCCCACUGUGUGUGUGUCGGAGCCGCCGUCGGCGCCGGCCGACGUUCUGGUCUCGGACGGAGGAGACCGGUUCAUCGGGGCGCUGGUGUACUACGUGUGUACCUCGGGCACCUUUGGAGACGGCCGGGCCAUCACAGCAGCCCGCUGCGGCGAGGACGGCCUGUGGAGUCCCGAGACACUGCCAGAGUGUGUCACAGCCCCACCGACGGAAUGCUCCUCCCCUCCCCCGGCGGCACCGGCCGGAGUCCUACAACACUUUGACGGAAACCUGACCAUCGGGGCUCUGUCGCUCUACACGUGCGCCGCCACGGGGAUGGUGUUUCCGUCGGGAGCCAGCUUCCUCUUGGCCACGUGCCACGAGGACGGCACGUGGCAGCCGGACGACGUGCCGUCGUGCGCCCAGCCCGUGGCUACCCUCUCACAUGGAUAUUGACCUGCCUGCUGCCGUGUGCGGCCAACGGAAAAGCCAGUUUUACUAGCACCCGACUUCAACCGAACGAAGAAGAAUCCGGUCAAAGACUACGGAGGAGACAACUUUUCGUGAUCAGGGGAGGAUGAUAAACUUUUGCUAAGUGUCAUUGUCAUUUUGUUAUGUACAUUCCUUGUGUCGUAUGUGUAAAUAUGUGCAAUAUGCGAAUAGCAUUGCUUACAUGUGUAAAUAUACAUUUUGAUC
Molecule: messenger RNA, 1217 nt
Organism: Amphibalanus amphitrite
Lineage: Eukaryota; Metazoa; Arthropoda; Thecostraca; Balanomorpha; Balanidae
Product: sushi, von Willebrand factor type A, EGF and pentraxin domain-containing protein 1-like
Exons: 7
Coding region: 51-977 (308 amino acids)
Source: RefSeq, a predicted model, not a curated record